UAACUGCAUCUUAUUCAGUUUACUUUUCCUACAAAAUAACUGCAUCAUAACUGUUUGCUAAACAGAUAUCUGAAACAAGUUUAACUGUUUUCAAAAAAACAAAGUAAAAAGAAGGAAAACUGAAAAAGAGGGACGUGCGUCUUACCAGAGAGAGACAAACGUUUUUUUUUUUUUUGGCUAGAACAUUCUACUCCCUCUAUAGGAACAAGGACAUUUUUCUCAUGGAGUUAAUCUCCAACGCCUCUGACGUAAGAUUGUGUUUUGUGAACCACAUUUCUUAUUUAUAAUUAUUAUUACGAUUUAAUGUUAAUUAUGCAAAACCGUUAUACUUUUCAAUUUCAGGCAUUGGACAAGAUUAAGUUCCUUUCUCUCACAAGAAAAGAGAUUUUGGGCAAAGGAAAGAACACCGAGCCUGACAUCCAGAUUAAAUUAGACAAGGAGAAGAAAAUCCUUUCAAUUUGUGACAGAGGUAUUGGUAUGACAAAGGAUGAUUUAAUCAAGAAUUUGGGAAUCAUAGCAAAGUCUGGAACUUCAGUGUUCGGGGAGAAAACGCAAACGAGUUGAGAUCUCAAUCUCAUUGGGCAGUUUGGAGUUCCCUCAAUUUAUUUUGUAGCAUUACUUUAACUUAUUUUUGCAAAUAAAUUGCAAUACAUACGGAGGUAUGUUCUCAAUAAAUAUUUCUUGCUUCAUCAAUAUUGUAAAUUGUAAUUCACAAAUUGAAUUGGUAUAUACUUAUACUUUUUACCA
This is a messenger RNA of Alnus glutinosa, 747 nucleotides long. RefSeq names its product endoplasmin homolog. Gene Ontology annotation, biological process: protein folding. The record is from RefSeq and is a predicted model, not a curated record. Bases 304 to 564 code for a protein of 86 amino acids. The transcript is spliced from 3 exons. NCBI's taxonomy places the organism in Eukaryota, Viridiplantae, Streptophyta, Magnoliopsida, Fagales, Betulaceae. Gene Ontology annotation, molecular function: ATP binding; ATP-dependent protein folding chaperone; ATP hydrolysis activity.